AUGCUUAUCAAACAGCGUAUCGAUGAACCGAGGCUUAUCGGCAUUGCAUCUACUCCGGUCCCUAACAUAGAGGAACAUUCCUUCAUCCACAUUGAUGCUAUCUAUCCAAAACUCCAUCAAGAAAAUGGCAACUCAACUAGUGCCUCUGUCAGAAGUCGAGCGAUUGAGCCCUACUGUAAUUCGGAUUCUUGGUGGAAAUCCAGGAAAGGGACUAAUACUUAUCUCGUUGGCGAGGGAAGAAAAAGACUGUUGAUUGAUACAGGAGAGGGGAGGGAAAGCUGGAUUCGGAAUCUAAAGGAUAUUCUGAAAAAAGAGCAAGCCACGAUUACUUCUUGUAUCCUUACGCAUUGGCAUCAUGACCAUGUGAACGGGAUCGACCACUUAUUAGAGUACUCGCCGAAAACCAUCAUCUAUAAGAACCGACCAAGCGAGGAACAGACAGAUAUAAAGGAUGGCCAAACAUUUGUAACAGAAGGCGCAACUCUCCGUGCAGUUCACUCGCCCGGUCACACUCAGGACCACAUGGCAUUGAUACUCGAAGAAGAGAAUGCCAUGUUCACUGGGGAUAAUGUAUUGGGACAUGGUACCGCCGUUUUCGAGGACUUGGUAACUUACCUGAACAGCCUUGAAAAGAUGAAGGGUCUCUUUGGCGGUAAAGCGUAUCCAGGGCACGGAGCGGUCAUUGAAGAUGGUCCUAGCAAAAUUGGAGAGUAUGUCAGGCACCGGAAAGAAAGAGAGUCACAAGUUAUCCAAGUGCUGAAGUCUGCAAAGAGUAAACCUGGGGUCCCUAUCAACAGUGAUGAGGAAGCUGAUGAGUGGACAUCGAUGGAGAUUGUGAAGAUCAUAUAUAGAGACGUACCCGAGACUCUGCAUGUGCCAGCAAAUGGCGGCAUUGUACAAAUACUGCACAAGUUGCAAGCCGAUGAGAAAGUUGUCAAGGAACAAGAUAGAUGGAAAUUGAAGGCACGAGCCGCUCUUUAA
Molecule: messenger RNA, 981 nt
Organism: Sclerotinia borealis F-4128
Lineage: Eukaryota; Fungi; Ascomycota; Leotiomycetes; Helotiales; Sclerotiniaceae
Source: the annotation of a GenBank genome assembly